AUGUUGUACAUGAUCUGCUUCUUCUACAGGAAUAAAUACUCAUCAGAGAAAUAUGACAAUAUAAUCUCAGAAAGUAAUCUGAUCCAGUCCGGAUCUCCCAGACGCUACCAGUUACCAACAAAGAAAGAGUUGAUUGGAACUGUGAGAAGAACAACACUUGGUGAAAGAAAUGUGGACAAGAAAGACAGAACCAUUUUACUUGUUGGUGAAACAGGAGCAGGAAAAUCUACUCUGAUCAACGCUCUGGUCAACUACACCAUGGGAGUGAAGUGGGAGGACGAUGUCUGGUUUCAGAUCGUAGAGGAGGAGAAGAGUCAGGAAUCAGCUGUGAUCGUGUACCAGAUCUUUGGUUUUGAAGGUGAAACUCUGCCCUUCCCUCUGACCAUCAUCGACACUCCUGGGUACUGGAGCACCAUGGGGACCGAGCGAGAUGACAUCGUCAGACAAAGAUUAUUCGACUUGUUCCGCUCAGAGGACGGAGUCCAUGAGAUCAAUGCAGUGGGUCUGGUGCUGAAAGCAACUGAGAAUCGACUGAGUGACCGACUUGAUUCAGUGAUGUCUCUGUUUGGAAAAGAUAUGGAGAAGAACAUUGUUGCCCUCAUCACUCACUCAGAUGGAAGAAAACCUAAAAAUGUUCUGAAAACCCUCGAGGAUGCAAACAUUAAGUGUGCCAAAGAUGAAAAGAAUCAGCCUGUUCACUUCCUGUUUGAUAACUGUCAGAAUGAAGACAGGACAGAGGACACAGAAGACCUUAAACAUGCAUACAGAAUAACGACAGAAAACAUGAGGCAUUUACCCAGUGAUGGAUGA
Morone saxatilis (striped sea-bass) is the source of this 810-nucleotide messenger RNA. RefSeq lists its product as uncharacterized. The transcript is spliced from 2 exons. NCBI's taxonomy places the organism in Eukaryota, Metazoa, Chordata, Actinopteri, Moronidae. Gene Ontology annotation, molecular function: GTP binding. The record is from RefSeq and is a predicted model, not a curated record. Bases 1 to 810 code for a protein of 269 amino acids.